Molecule: messenger RNA, 4602 nt
Organism: Plasmodium gallinaceum
Lineage: Eukaryota; Apicomplexa; Aconoidasida; Haemosporida; Plasmodiidae
Product: conserved Plasmodium protein, unknown function
Exons: 1
Coding region: 1-4602 (1533 amino acids)
Source: RefSeq, a predicted model, not a curated record
AUGAGUUUUAAUAUUGACAGUACAUAUAAAAAAACUCAAUUAAAUAAUAAAGCGGAUGAUUUAUUUCUUAAAGGAUUUUUAAAGGCAAAUUUUUUAAAUAAAUUUGAAAUAAUAUCAAAAUAUAAUAGUGGACAAAAUUGCCAUACCAAAAAUAUAAAUAAUGAACACUUUGAACGUAUUUCUAAUGAUUCUUGGUAUGACACAAGUGUUUUAAAAAAAAAAAAAGAUAUUUAUUUACUUUGUAGAGAAAUAAAAAAUAAUAAUUCUGAAGAUUCUUAUAAGAAAAAUGAAAUAUCUAAAAGUAAAUUAGAUAGUACGAAAUUAAAUGAUAGUAAUAUACCUAAAAAUAUAUUAAAGCCAAUUAAUGAUAUAGCUUCAAACGAAAAUGACAAAAAAAACAUGUACGAUUUACCAUAUGGUAGUCAUUCAUCAUAUAAACAUACACCAUCAGUUAAAAUUAAAGACAAAAAAUUACAUAAAAUAACAAAAAUAAAUAAUUUAAAAAAAGAAUAUAUAAAAAAUUCAAGUUUCAAAUUUAGUAACUAUAAAAUUUUCGAAAAUAAAGAACUUGAAACAAGUAGUUGUAACUCUAAUUUAAAUAAAUUAAAAAGUAACUUUACUGGAUUCAAGAAUAAAAUAAAAAAAAAAAAAGAAUUAAAAAAUAAUUUUUCAAAAUAUAAAAGGUCAAAUUCCUCAAAAAAUUAUAGGGAUUAUAAUUUAUGUAAUAAAAAUGUAAAAAAUUUUCUUGAAAAAGAUGACUUAAAUUCUCUAAAAAUGAAAAUGUUUGAUCAAAAUAUUCACCAUAAAAAUGAUAAUUAUUUAAUGAAUAAUUUAAAAAAAUAUACUUACACAAAUAUCAAUGAGUCUGAUAUACUAAAAGAAAAUAAAAAUGAUGAUACGAAUGAAAAAAUUCUUUUAGCACAAAUAAAAAAAGAGGAAUAUUUUUCUUCUAGUAAUACAAAUAAUAUUUUAGAAAAUGAAAAUAAAAAAUCUUCUGAACAAGGAAUAAAUUUUAUGAAUGAAAUUGAUGAAAAAAUUUCACACACCGAUGAAGAAUUAUCUAAAAUUUAUAAACCAUUUAAUCAAGAAACAAAAAAAAAAGAUGUAAAAAAGAACAUAUAUAAUUUAGAAGAACAAAACAUUUUAUGCAACAAAAUUCAUAAAGAAAAAAAAAUUAUCGAAAAUGAAAAAAAAAUUGAUUCAUUAUCAAAGAAUUAUAUAUUAAGUAAAUAUAGAUUAAAUAAUGAAGAAAUAAAAAAAUCUUUAGGUAAUUUAUUUGGAAAAAUAAACAGUAAAGAAAAGAAAGAAUUAUUACUAGAAAGUUCAUUAACUAAUUUGGGGUUAUCAGAUGGUAAAAUAUUAGAAAAUUUGAGUAGGGAUAAUUCUAAAUAUAUCAAAUCAAACUUUGAAGUAUCUAACAAGGUUUCAGAAGAUAACGAUGUGAAAUUGUCAUAUUUAUCAGCUCAAAAAGUGUAUUAUAAGACAUCUAUUAAUACAGAAAUAUUUUUUACAGUUGAUUUUAAAAUAUAUAAACCUAUACUUAUGAAAAAUGUAACACAAUUAUGUGUAUAUAUGGAUAAUAAACUAUUAAAAAAUAUUUAUAUAAAUGAAUUUCCACAAAGUUUUUCUCUUGUUCUUCAACCAAGAAUAAAAAUAAACAAUGAAAAAAUUUUUGUUAAGGUUAAAAAUAAAAUCAUCAAUAUAAAAGAAUCAAAUGUAUUAAAAUUUAUUUUUCUAAAUAAUGAAAAGGAAAUAGGAUAUUCACAUGUUAGUAUCAAAAAUUUAUUAUGUUUAGGACCUGAAGGAGGAGUUUUUGUAUUAGUAGAAGAUUAUGAAAAAAGAAUAAAAGAAGAAAAUAAAUUUAUGCUUUCUCAAAUUAUUCCUUUUAAUAAACAAGAAAUAAACAUUCUAAAGCCUAAAAUAUUUUUAAACUAUAAAAUAAAAUGUCCAAAAUUUCUUAUAGAUUCUAUACCAUUGUGUGAUAUAGUUACAACACGAGAUAAAAUAAGAUAUUUAGAAGAUAUGAUUAGAGAAAUAUACAACUUUAUACAAAAUUCACCAUUAAUGAAUUCUGUAAAAAAUGGAAAACUACUAAAUGUAAUAAAUGAGAAAAAUUUGAUGCAUAAAAAUAUUGAAAAUACAAAUAUAUCAAAUAACAAAAAUUUAAAUUUUAUAUGUAACAAAUUAAAAUGUAAUGAAAAAUGUAAUAUAGAAAAAAACCAAGAAGAAAAAAAUAGUUAUGAAUUUUAUAAAAAUAAAAAUAAUUUACUAUAUGAUGAUCAACGAAAUCAACCAAAUAAAUUAAAAAAAUAUCGUAUAUAUUAUAAAAAGGAUGAAAAUAAUAAAUGCAAAAUGGAUAAAAUUACAUACAUAAAUAUUUCUCAAAAAAAUAAGAACUCUCUUCCUAGAAUUAACCAAAAUAAUACCAAUACAAAUUUUACUGUUGAUUAUAAAAAUCAGGAAUCUAAUUAUAAUGCAAGCUGCCAUUUAAAUAAUAAUGAAAAUAAUAUUAUGAACUAUGGUGAAAGUAGUAAAGAAAACAAUUGUGAAAAUUAUAAAGGAAGAAAUAAUAAUAAUAAUAGUAUAAAUUAUAACGAAGACAAUAGCAAUAAAGAUAAUAUUAGCAAUAAUAAUAUGAACUGCACAACUACUAAUUUAAUUAAUAAUAAUAUUUAUGAUAUCCGUAAUUCUAUUUUAGAAAAAAAUAUGAAUAAUACAAAAAUUGAAUGUUUAAAUAAAAACUUUGAUAAAUUUGUAAGUUUAGAUAAAUCAUACAAUUAUCCAUUGUAUUUUGGUGAAAACAAAAUUUAUUCGAAUAUUGAAGAUUCUAAAAGAGAGAGUAAAAAUUUAAAUGAAAAUAUCAAAGGUGAUACUAAUUUAACUGAAAUCUUAUUAGUAAAUAGUAAACUAAAUUGUGAAUACGACAAUAUUAGUGAAGAAAAAACUACCAGUAAAAAAUUUUUGAGAAAAAACGUAAUAAACAGUAAUUUAAAUUUAAAUUCUGAAAAAAGUGACUUAACAAAUGAUAAAACAGAUGUAUACGGUGAUUUGAUCAACAAUGAAAAAUUAACAGAGAAUAAAAAAAAUAAUGAUUUACCUAAUAAACUAAAAAAUAAAAAUGAUCUCGAUUGUUUUCUGGAGAAUAUGGAUACUAGCAUAAUUGAUAAUGAAAAGAAUUUAAAAAAAAAAACAUCUUAUGAAGAAAUUAGAAACGUUACGGAUAAUGAAGAAAAUGAAGAACCUAGUGGAACAGUAGCAAAAAAAAAAAAAAAAAAAAAAAUGGAUGAUAUAUAUCAUCAAAAUGAAAUAAAUGAAACAAAUAAAAUUAAUCAAAAAUGUGAUUUUGAUAUUGAAAAAGACAAUAAUUAUAAUUUGCAUUUAGAAUAUUCUGAUAAUGAAAGUGUUGAAAUACGUAAUAUAAAUUUAGGCCGGAAAAUUAGUGAAAUUUCAAGUGGAAAUAGCGUUUUUAAACUUGACAAAAUUUCGGAUUCAUGUAAAAAUAAUAAUCUCAAAAAUAUGAAUAAUCCUAUAAAAACAAAAAAAAAAGAAAUAUAUGUAAAAAAAAAAAGUCAUUCAACUAAAAGAAGUGAUCAUAGUAAAGAAAUAUAUAAUGAGAGUAAAAAAAAAAUUGAAGAUUUAAAUAAUAUAAUUGAAGAGAAUAAAAGAGAGCUAGAAUUGAGAAAAAUAGAAAUAGAAAAGCUAAAGCAUUCUAAUAAUAAUAUAAAUAUACUAUAUGGAGUAUGUUAUAGAAGAUUGCUAGAAAUUGAAAAAAAUAAAAAUGUAACUGAAGGUGAUUUUUUAUUUAAAUUUAAUGAAAUAGACAACUGUAAAUUAAAGGAUACUUUGAUAUCGAAUGGUAGUUUUAAAAAAAGUAAAUAUCCUACCUUAUAUAAAAGUAAUUCAUUUAAGGAUAUAGAAAAUACCUCAAAAAUCUUAAAAAAAAAUAAAAUGAAAAAUAAUUAUAUAGCAUUAUCAAAAUCUCCUAGAAAAAAUUCUGUUAUAAAAUUUGUAGAAGAUCAACAAAACAACUUAAAUAUGAAUGAACAGAAAAAUGAAAAAGGAAAAUUAUAUUUAGAUUUGAUAGAUGAAUUAAUAAUGAAUACUAAAUUUGAUGAUAAAGAAAAAAAUCAGAAAAUUAGAAAUAACUUAAAAAAGUAUAUAAAUUUAACUGAUAAAAAAAAAGCACCUAAAAAUGAUAUGGAAACAAAUAAUCAUGAAAACAAAAAAAAGGAAUUAAAGAUUCUUCUAAAAGAAAAUAAAAUUUUAAAAAGAAAAAUAAAUAAAUUAAAAUUAAGUGAUGAAGAAUAUUUAAAUAUUAUACCAUCAUUUAAAGAAGAAACUUUAUUGAAUAAUAUGGAACAUAAGAAAAUAAAUACUACUUCUCAGAAUAAAAAUGUAGAAAAAAAUUACAUUAUCUUAUUUUUAGAUAAAAAACACAAAAAAAAAUCUCCUAUCGAUAUUGAAAAAAAAAAUAGAUAUUAUAAUAGUACUAGAUUUAAUUUACCUAUAGAUUUAAUUAAUAACUAUUUAUGUGAUACAACAUCUGAUAAAACUGAUUUCGCGGGUAAAGAUAUGAAUCAUGAAGAGAUAAUAACAAAAUGA